Molecule: messenger RNA, 1123 nt
Organism: Coccomyxa subellipsoidea C-169
Lineage: Eukaryota; Viridiplantae; Chlorophyta; Trebouxiophyceae; Coccomyxaceae
Exons: 8
Coding region: 67-792 (241 amino acids)
Cellular component (GO): intracellular anatomical structure
Molecular function (GO): pyridoxal phosphate binding
Source: RefSeq, a predicted model, not a curated record
GAUCCAAGAAAAAGCUGGUUUCUUGUCAUGCUAAGAGGUCCGUCGCUUGCGCUCCGUGCAACACACAUGUCCGCUGGGAAUCCUGGGCAAGUGGCCACAGCUCUAAAGAGCGUUCUCGAAAGGGUAGAUAGCGCUGCACAGCGAUCCGGAAGGAAUUCUCAGCCGAGAUUAGUGGCCAUCAGCAAAACAAAGCCUGUGGAAGCGAUACAGGAGGCGUACGAUUCUGGCCACAGGAUAUUCGGGGAGAAUUAUGUUCAGGAAAUAGUGGACAAGGCUCCAAAGCUUCCAGAUGAUAUCAGGUGGCAUUUUGUAGGGCACUUACAGUCGAACAAAGCCAAGACAUUGCUAGACGGAGUGCCCAAUCUUGCACUGCUUGAGACUGUGGACACGGAAAAGCUGGCAAACAAGCUGGACAGCACACUACAGCAGCUGGGGCGGGCGCCCCUGCCUGUGUUAGUGCAGGUGAACACAAGUGGGGAGGAGAGCAAGUAUGGAGUGGAGCCGAGCGAGUGCACGGCGCUGGCGAGGCACAUAAGCGACAGGUGCAGCCACCUGCGAUUCGCCGGGCUGAUGACCAUUGGCCAGCCCGACUACUCCUCGCGCCCCGAGAAUUUCCAGUGUUUGGAGGCGUGCAGAGAUGAGGUCUGCAAGGAGCUGGGCCUAUCUCCUGCUGAUGUGGAGCUCAGCAUGGGCAUGUCUGGCGACUUUGAGCAAGCGAUUGAGAUGGGCAGCACAAAUGUGAGGGUUGGGUCCACCAUCUUUGGAGCGAGGGACUACUCCAAGAAGCAAUGACAAUGCCCAAAAUUUGUUCUGACAUGGCUGCAUUACUUGUUGGAAGGCAGUGUUGUUGUUGCUCAUCUUACAUGGUGGAAAGGCAAGAGAAAGCUUCCAUUAAGUGAUCGAUCAGGUUGCACCAGUGAAUCAGUGGCAGUGACAUGUCAAACAUACUGGAGCUUUUAACAAUGGCAAGUUAUAUGCAUGUAUGUCAUGGGCAGGGCUCGCAUGGGUAGGGCUCGCAAGAGCAGAGGCACCCGCGGGGCAACAAGCCAUUCUCAGUCUGAUUCACGGUGAAUCAUUCACCUAAGUGAGCUUGUAAGAAUGUUGUAAAACUCAUGGACUAUUC